Messenger RNA from Larimichthys crocea (large yellow croaker), 3384 nucleotides. It is a transcript of the gene arnt, whose product is annotated as aryl hydrocarbon receptor nuclear translocator. Gene Ontology annotation, biological process: regulation of DNA-templated transcription. Lineage: Eukaryota; Metazoa; Chordata; Actinopteri; Sciaenidae. Gene Ontology annotation, cellular component: nucleus; transcription regulator complex; cytoplasm. The transcript has 19 exons. The coding region runs from base 282 to 2495 and encodes 737 amino acids. Gene Ontology annotation, molecular function: DNA-binding transcription factor activity; protein dimerization activity. The record is from RefSeq and is a predicted model, not a curated record.
UGCUCGUCUCCGAAACGCCAUCUUAAACAGAAAGGGGGGGUUUAAACCGGGACAAAAACAGGAGAGGAGACACAGUUGGAGGAGAGACUGUUGGUUUGGUUCGCGGUGUGAAUCCCCGGCUUGCUCUCGGACAGCACCGGUCAUGACUUUGCGCGUUUAUCACACGGAGUAACGGCGUUUAAACGCGAGGACGGCAGUUGUUAGCACUUUAGCCUGCUAGCACGGGGGAGGGGCGGGGGUUGAGGAUUUUUUUUUUUCCCCGCAGCAGAAGUUGUUUGUUUAUGUUAUUCCCCACGGACAUGUCCUCUUCAAACCCAGACUUACCAGACCCUAAUCUGGGUAUGGGGGCAAGUGGGACCCAAGCAAGUGGCGGGGCAGUUGUACCAAAAGGGACCAACAAAAGAAGAGCUGCGUCAGACUUUGAUGAUGAUGAUGACAGCAAGUUGUUCAGGUGUGAUGAUGACACAGGAGGCUCCAAUGACAAAGAGCGCUUUGCCAGGGAGAAUCACAGUGAGAUUGAGAGGCGGAGGCGAAACAAGAUGACCGCCUACAUCACAGAAUUGUCGGACAUGGUGCCUACCUGCAGCGCACUAGCACGGAAACCGGACAAACUAACCAUUCUACGAAUGGCUGUGUCCCACAUGAAGUCGCUGAGAGGAAGUGGCAACACCAACACAGAUGGGUCAUACAAACCAUCUUUUCUCACUGACCAGGAACUGAAGCAUCUCAUACUGGAGGCAGCUGACGGCUUCCUGUUUGUGGUGUCUUGUGAGACCGGCCGUGUUGUUUAUGUCUCGGACUCCCUGACACCCGUCCUCAAUCAGACACAGUCUGACUGGCUCGGCUCGUCUCUUUAUGAUCAGCUCCACCCAGAUGACACAGAAAAGCUUAGGGAGCAGCUCUCGACUGCAGAGAAUAACAACACAGGCAGGAUGUUGGACUUGAAGACAGGAACAGUGAAGAAGGAAGGACAGCAGUCGUCAGCCAGAAUGAGUAUGGGCGCUCGUCGAUCGUUCAUCUGCAGAAUGAGGUGUGGCUCUUUUCCAGUGGAACCGAUGUCCAUAAACAGACUGAACUUCCUUCGGAUUAGAAACAGGAAUGGUUUGGGUGCCGCCAAGGAAGGGGAGCCCCAGUACGUAGUGGUGCACUGUACAGGAUACAUCAAAUCCUGGCCCCCUGCAGGCGUAUCGUUAACAGACGAUGAAGCAGACAACACUCAGGGGAGUCGCUAUUGUCUAGUUGCCAUCGGAAGAUUACAGGUGACUUGUUGCCCAGGUGACACAGACGUCAACAGUUUCAGUGUUCCAGUCGAGUUCAUCUCACGCCAUAACUGCCAGGGCAUGUUCACCUUCGUAGACCACCGCUGUGUCUCUGCGGUGGGCUACCAGCCCCAGGAAUUACUGGGCAAGAAUAUUCUCGAGUUCGCCCAUCCUGAAGACCAGGGCUUACUGAGAGACAGUUUCCAACAGGUGGUGAAGCUGAAGGGCCAGGUCCUGUCGGUGAUGUUUCGGUUUCGCUCCAAAUCAAGAGAAUGGAUCUGGAUGAGAACCAGCUCCUUCACCUUCCAGAACCCUUUUUCAGAGGCCAUUGAGUACAUCAUCUGUACCAACGUCAAUGUCAAGCAGUUACAGCAGCAGGCCGAACUAGAGGGAGGUGGAACCAGAGACAGUCUGUAUGAGGCAGGACCAGUCACCCUCUCACAGAUGCCGGGACAGCCAGUGACAGCAGCAGGGCCGGACCACAACAAGAGCCUUGAGAAGCCAGAGCUCUACCCCUCCCUUUUCCAAGGUCCAGAUCAGACCAAGGUCCUGCCUGCCACCCCCGCUCCCUCUGCACAGAUCUACUCACCAGCCCCCAACUUCACUGCUGGUCGUUCUAAUGAAGUGUACAGCAGGCCGGUCAAUAUGACCCAACAGAUACCUCCACAGAUGACACAGCCAGGCCACUCAGCAGGGCAGAUGCUGGCUCAGAUGUCGUCUCGUCAGAAUGGCGUCCCACACUCAGCUGCCCCCUCCAGCACUGGUACCCCCAUCCAUGGAGGACCAGCAGGAGGAGGGUGGCCUGGAGCUGGAGCUAGACCACAAUUUAAUAACCAGCAGGUGGCUCCCCAAGCAGCAAAGACCAUGUCUCCGCCUUUUGCUCGCAUGGGAGGAUUUGGAGGCGGCUCUUCCACCUCUUUCGACCAGAUGCCUACAGGUGCUUCUCCCACCACAACCAGUGGGGCAAACUACCCGGCCCAUAACGUCCGUGCCAGCCUCAACAACAAUGGUUAUGACGGCUCUCAGUCUGGAGCACAGUUUCCUUCCCGAGCAGCAGAGGCAGUGUGGCCCCAGUGGCAAGGCCAGCAGCACCCGCAGGGCAAUGCAGAGCAGCAUCCUCACGCUCAGGGCAACCAGCAAGACAUGUUUCCUGAUGUGUUGUCUAUGCUGGACCAGCCUGCCAACUUCAACAGCGAUGACUUUGAGAUCCCCAUCUACCCUCCAUUUAACGAGUGACCUGGUCAAUACUUCUCUGCUGCUCUUACUCCCUUUGUCUUCUUGACUGUUUCUAUAUAUUUAGCUCUUCUGCUCCUCUUCUCUUCCUGCUCCUGAGAGUAGCACUCUUCCCUUGCUUUGCAUGGCUCAAAUUGCACUGCCACAAGCCAGUUAAAGACAGAGGGAUAUAUCUGACUGCAGAUGUAUAGGGGAGGAAAAUCAAGGAUUUGCUACUGACUAAAAGAUGAUUAUUUUAACAAUUCCAGCCAUCGUAAGAGAAUUCUCUAGCUAGCACUGCCCAAAGCUCAACAACCUACAUUGUAGAUAUGUGAUAUAGUAUAUAAAUAUAUAAAAGCGCACAAUUACACAACCACACUUGAAUAGACUGCACAAAAACACUCUUUACACUUUGGUAAACAUACACAGGAAAUACACAAACACCCACCCAGAAAAGGCCUUUUUAUUUUAAUAUGUUCCUAGUUUUUCUCAGGCAUUUAUGAAGAGUGAGUUUUGCUGUUUCACCCUUUUAGCAUGUAGACUAAUCACUCCAAUCAUUGAUUUAAAAACUCUCAGGAAAUUGCAGGGAUAUACAGCUUUGAUUUUUAUUUUAUUUUUUUAAUUCUCUGCUGUCGCACGCAAAACCCACCAGUGUCUGUGCUAACGUCACUCACGAUUUUAAAUCCACAGCAUGCCUCUGCAUGUCAGCAUUGCUUUCUACAUUAAUGAGUACAGUUUUCUAUGUACAAUGGUGGCUUCUCCUAUAAAUGUAAUUAUUUUGUUUUUCCUCUACAUGUGAGUUUAUUUCUUUGCAUUGAAUGAUUUACUCCAACAACAGGCACAUAGUGUUAAAAUGGCAACACACUGUUUGUCUCGGUGCUGGUUGGAAAUGUAAACAAUCUUUUUUUUUUUU